Messenger RNA from Salvia splendens (bonfire salvia), 2103 nucleotides. RefSeq names its product protein FAR1-RELATED SEQUENCE 5. Gene Ontology annotation, molecular function: zinc ion binding. The coding region runs from base 1 to 2103 and encodes 700 amino acids. The record is from RefSeq and is a predicted model, not a curated record. The transcript has 5 exons. NCBI's taxonomy places the organism in Eukaryota, Viridiplantae, Streptophyta, Magnoliopsida, Lamiales, Lamiaceae.
AUGGAUGACUCGAGCAAUCCUUCUCACACAACUGAAUUUUCUCCCGAAGCACGAAAAAUACAUGGAACUACUUCUACAGAAAAUAUUAACGACAAUCAUGGGUCAAUAUUCGAUGAGUUACAAUCUCCGGUUAGCAGCUCAAUUUUUGAUUCUGACUCCAAAUCAUCCGAGGAUGAAGAACUAGAGCCAGUGUCAUACAUCCCUGAAUGUCCUUCCCAAAUGAAGCCACAUAUUGGCCAAGUUUUUCAUACCUUGGAUGAUGCUACAGUCUUCUAUAAUAAAUAUGCACGGCAGGCUAAAGUUGCUUUUAAGUUUUGCAAGGGUACUGGUUAUGUUGUUAAACAGUUUGAAGAGCGACAUAAUCACGAUAUGGUUCAAUUACGUCACAAGCGAUUAAUGAGGCUCAAUCGCAAUAUCGACCCACGAGGUCUUAGGCGUGAUCUUAGAGCAUAUGUGGAUGGUGUUGAUGCGCAAAUGGUAUUGAAUGAUAUGAAGCGGAAGAAGGAGAUAUGUUCGUCGUUCACCUACGACUUUGAGGUAAACUCUAAGGGCAGGCUUACACGUCUUUUCUGGUGUGAUCCUAUUGCCAAGCACAAUUACCAUUUGUACGGUGACAUUGUCUCUUUCGACACAACCUACUCAACAAAUAGGUAUUGUAUGAUUUUUGCACCAUUCACGGGCAAAGACAAUCAUGGCAGACCCGUUACAUUUGGUGCAGGAUUGUUAUCGAAAGAGAAUGCUCCUUCUUUCGAAUGGUUGUUCGAAAAGUUUGUUAAAUGCAUGGGCGCUGCUCCCAAAUUGAUCAUUACUGAUCAGGAUUUGGGAAUGAAGGUGGCUGUUGAUAGUGUGCUAGUUGAUACAAGACAUCGAUGGUGUAUGUGGCACAUCAUGUUUAAGGUCACUGAAAAAUUACCCAAGAAUCAGCUCCACAAUGAGGAUUUAAAGAAGGAGUUAAAUAAAUGUGUGUGGUCGGAGUUGAUAGAUCCUGAAGAAUUCAAAGAAACCUGGCACGAAAUUAUGGAAAAAUACGGCCUUACAAACAACGAGUUGUUUUCGACAAUGUUUGCCAAUAGAAAAUUUCGGGUAUGUCCACAACAUACUAUUGUUCCAGCCUACUUCAGGGAUUUUCCAAUGAGUUCAUUGAUUAAGACCACCUCUAUAUCCGAGUCCCAGAACAGUUUCUUCAAGAGGUACACUAAGUCUCGAUGUAAUCUAGUCGAGUUUCUUAUCCAUUACAACAAUGCGUUAGAUGCCCAAAGGAGCAAUAGCAACAGGUUUGAAUAUCAUGACUCCAACACUACCCCAAUGUUGAAAACAAAUUCUGCACUUGAGAGGCAUGCGUCCACAAUCUACAGUGACGGUGGGUUUAAGGCAAUUCAGGAAGAGAUUGAGGAAGCAAUUGAUUGUUGCACCAUGGUAAAGACUUCAAUCGAGGAUGACACUGAAAUAUUUGUGAUCAAUGACAAGUUCUCUAAGGACUGGUCCGUGUCUUAUUCCGUCUCUGGAGAUUCAUACGUAUGUGGGUGUAAACUAUUUCAAAGACUUGGACUCGUAUGCAGCCAUAUUUUUUGGGCCUUACGAAACAAAAAAUUGAAGCUGGUUCCUGAUCACUUACAUGGGGGACGUUGGUUGAAGUCUAAUUUUGUCAAGCCUGUUCAUUGUGGUUUUGUUGACGAUAUUGAAAAUGCUCUCAUUAUCGAUUUGGCAACACAAGAAUGGAGGGAUAUGCAUGGUGAUUAUUUUGAGGUUGCACAGACUAUUAAGGGAAACGUUGACCGAAUUCGUGCAUUCAGACAAAUUAUUGCUGAAGGGAAGAAAGCGAUAUUCGGUGAAGGGAUUGUAUUGUCUAUUAGUGAUAAGAGGCAAAUGAUUGAGAAUUUGUAUGGGUCUCAAGCCCGUAGCGAAAUAGAUGUCCAUCCUCCCGACGUUGUCAAAACCAAGGGUUCAGGAAGACGGCCUCUUACACGCCUUGAGCAAGCUAUGAAGAUGAAGGCAAAACCUGGUCGUAAAUGUGCCGAAUGCGGCGAGGUUGGUAAUCACGAUGCAAGAAAUUGCAAAAAGAUUAAGGAGAAACAGAAGAAAAAGAUCGUCAUGAUGUUUUGA